AUAAUCGUAUUCAACAUGAGAGUGACUCGAUGAUCCACUCAUUCAAUUGAACCUGUACCUGGUAUAGGCAGCACGAAAUAUAUAUCAGUAUCUUUCGUCCUUCUUGCAGUGAUCAGUUUGUAAGUUUUUCGCGAUUACAGGAUCUAUCUAUCUUGCCUGCCCACCACAUCAUGGAGAAGCACCAUGCUCAGACGGAAUAUGCUACUCCCAAACUCAAUCUUCUAGAUUUACCACAAGAAAUUCAAUUGUUGAUAACUUCUCAUCUGAUAUAUCCAGAUGCGCUCUCCCUAAAGCACACCAAUCGAUAUUUCUACUCUUUUGUAUAUACCGGUUUACAUUUGAAGAUAGAGUGGCUGAUUCAGAGACGGCGGCUACAUUUGGAUUGUCCAAGUGACAGUAAAUGUGAAUUGGGGAGUGAUGUUAGAUUUUGUCGAGGGAGUGUUGCCUUGUUGAUGAAGAGGAGAAGAGAACAUCAGGAAUGUGAUAGUAAGCCAGGAGGGAGAGGAUGCCUGGUACUAGGGAGAAAUGUUUGUGUUGAUAAGAAAGAAAGCAAUCAUAUCAAGGUAGUCUGGAGAUACCUUAAAUCGGGAAUUCCUCUGUGGUUAGUAGUGGUGACAGUUGCUUUGCUGGCCAUUGUCAUAGCUCCGACGAAAAUAUCGCCUAUCACGGGAAACCAUUGAUAUAAAAGGGGGGGGAGUCAUUAAGAUAUAUACUGGGGACCUUCGGAACAAAUUUAUCUUGUGAUAAUGUUUAAUUAAGAAGACGGGUAAAAUCAAUGAUGAGGAAAUGAUUCGCAUU
This is a messenger RNA of Botrytis deweyae, 798 nucleotides long. RefSeq lists its product as uncharacterized. The record is from RefSeq and is a predicted model, not a curated record. The transcript has 2 exons. Gene Ontology annotation, molecular function: protein binding. NCBI's taxonomy places the organism in Eukaryota, Fungi, Ascomycota, Leotiomycetes, Helotiales, Sclerotiniaceae. Bases 171 to 680 code for a protein of 169 amino acids.